UGCAUCAACAACGGAGACUGCUACUGCGAUAACUACUUUUUCAGAAAUGGAAACUAGUACACCAUUAUUAACUUCUCAAGCAACAGAAACUCCUACAUCAAUAAGUCAGCCUACAACGACGAGUAUUUCUACUACAACAGCUACUUUCAUAAUAACGGAGAACUCGACAACAACAGAAAAUACUACAAUAGUAACUGCUGCAUCAACAACGGAGACUGCUACUACAAUAGCUACGUUUUCAGAAAUGGAAACUAGUACACCAUUAUUAACCUCUCAAGCGACAGAAACUCCUACAUCGAUAACUCAGCCUACAACGGCGAGUCUUUCUACUACAACAACUACUUUCAUAAUAACGGAGCUCUCGACAACAACAGAAAAUACUACAAUAGUAACUGCUGCAUCAACAACGGAGACUGCUACUACAAUAGCUACGUUUUCAGAAAUGGAAACUAGUACACCAUUAUUAACCUCUCAAGCGACAGAAACUCCUACAUCAAUAACGGGAUCUACAACAACGAGUAUUUCUACUAUAACAACUACUUUUGUAAUAAUGGAUACCUCUACAACAACAGAAAAUACUACAACAGCAGCUGUUCCACCAACAAUGGAGACUUCUACUAGGACAAUUGCUCUUACAGCAAUGGAAACUAAUACAACAUUGGAAAGCUCUAUAACAACAGAAACUACUGCAUCAAUAUCUUUGUCUACAACAGCGGCUACUGCUACAACAACCACUUCGACUACAACGGCUACUUUAAUAAUAACUACUAAUUCUACAACAAUGGAGGCUGCUAUAUCGAUAGCUACUUCGACGACAACAACUACUACUACAGCUACCAAUAAUUCGACAACAACAGAGACUUCUAAUAUCACGAGUACUUUAAUAAUAACAAAUAGCUCUAUGACAACAGAAGCUACUACAACGGUAAGUGCUUCUACAGCUGUAACUACUUUUACAACAAUGCCUGUUUCUACAACAACAACCACUCCUACUAUAAUCACUGUUGCUGUAACAACAAUGAGUACUACUAGUGCAAUUCCUGUCACUUGUAAUGGUUCAGUUGAAAUACAGUUACCUAAUGGUACUUGUGUGCCGAAAACUAAUGCUCAGGUAUGA
Molecule: messenger RNA, 1117 nt
Organism: Rotaria sordida
Lineage: Eukaryota; Metazoa; Rotifera; Eurotatoria; Philodinida; Philodinidae
Source: the annotation of a GenBank genome assembly